GGAAGAACGCGAAUUAAUAACGCGCCAAUGCGGUCGGAUCGGUGUGAUCUUUUUGCGCACCUACGACAGACCCUUAAAGAUCCGACUUGAGACAGUCACGCGCCUAAACAGGUUUUGAUUGAGAUCGGUGUGUGUGUGUGUGUGAACAGGAUUGUGAUCAGGAGGCAGUGUGUAGAGGAGGAGGAGAAGGAGGAGGAAGAAGAGGAGGGGGGAGAAGAAGAAGAAGAAGUGUUGGUGAAGUCCUGAUCUGGGUGUCUGGGUGACUCAGUGUUUGUGUGCGUGCCGGAAUGCCGUUAUCUGAGUGAGGCUUCAGCAUGGACCAGGCUGGUUGUGUGAACCUGUGCAGUCUGACCAGCACACUGCCGGUGAUCCCGUACCGCAAACUCACCGACCUGCACUACAUCAGCAAGGGCGGGUUCGGUACCGUGUUCCGAGCGCAGCACAGCGACUGGCGCACCACCGUCGCCAUUAAGUGCUUAAAACUGGACUCCCCGGUCGGGGAAAGGGAAAGGAAUUGCUUACUUAAAGAGGCGGAGGUGCUUCACAAGGCCAGGUUCAACCACAUCAUCCAGAUCUUCGGCGUGUGCAACGAGCCUGAGUUCUUCUGCAUCGUCACCGAAUUCAUGACCAAUGGCUCUCUGGAUGAACUUCUGCACGAGAAAAACAUGUAUCCAGUAGUGGCCUGGCCUCUCAGACUACGCGUUCUGUAUGAAAUCGCUCUGGGCGUCAACUUUCUCCAUAACAUGACUCCACCACUGCUCCACCAUGACCUGAAAACGCAGAACAUUCUUCUGGAUGGCGAGUACCACGUAAAGAUAGCCGACUUUGGGUUGUCGAAAUGGCGCCAGCUUUCAAUUAGCAAAGGUUCCGGAUCGAAGCCAGCUGAGAUGGGUGGCACCGUCAUCUAUAUGCCCCCAGAAGAGUACGAACCCAACAAGACUCGGAGAGCGGAUGUCAAACAGGACAUGUACAGUUACGCCAUCAUCAUGUGGGAAGUACUGUCUCGGCGGAUACCUUACGAAGAUGCGACCAACCCCAUGCAGAUAAUGUUCAGUGUCUUGCGUGGUUCUCGGCCGGACACUGGACUUGACAGCCUGCCAGCUGAUAUCCCCGGCAGAGAGACGCUGGUCAACCUUAUGACGUGCGGCUGGACCGCCAAUCCCGACGAGCGCCCUACAUUCCUCAACUGUCUAAUUGAACUGGAGCCCAUGCUACGGAGGUUUGAUGAAAUCGACGUUUUGGAGGCGGUGCUGGAGGUCAAAAGGUCAAAAUUUAUGCGACCAUUAAGCAGUACUCCAACAACAACAAUGACGACGACGACGACGAACACGAAAGGAACAGAGAAAAGUCUAAAAGAACAGAACACUCCCUGGCCAGAUACCAGCUCUACAUCCGGAUCAGGGUCUUGCUCUUCCCAGGACACGGAUAUCUCCCAACCGGGCUACCUUACCAUCUCUAAUCCUUCUCAUGUUGGACCAUUGUCGUCAGUCAUUUCCAUACCUUUGGAUACGCCAAAACCCUUAAUUGACCAGGGGUCGCAGAACAACCUGAAUCCUAAUUGUCAGGUGACCCAGCUCGUCUCCGGCUACAGCAUCCCCCUCAGACCACAGUGUGAAAGCAACCUACCCAUAAACAUCCAACCGCUCACCCUACAGGCUCAUCCACAAGAUUUCCUCAUGUCGCCCGACAUCCAAGGCCCGGCUGCACGUUGGAUCAGUUCUCGGCGGGAAGAGGUUGUGCGCCAGAUGACCGAAGCCUGUCUAAACCAAAGCCUGGAUGCGCUGCUGGCCCGUGAAUUACUCAUGCGUGAGGACUACGAGCUGGUGGCCAACCAACAGACACGCACCGCCAAAGUUCGCAAGCUUCUGGACACCUGCGAGCGCCACAACGAGGAGUUUUGCCGAGUGGUGGUGCGCAAGCUGCAGGAAAACAAGCAGAUGGGUCUGCAGCCGUAUCCAGACCUCACUUCCCCGACACCUCCUCCGCCCUACAGUGCCGCCAGUGCUCCGCCACUCUCUGCCUCCAGCAAUAACAUCCGCAACAUCUUCUAAGCUCUUCCCACAAAACUGCCACUUUUGGAAUUUACAGCUAAAGGAUUUUCCUGCUUUGUUGCUUUUUUUUUCAUUGGGAAGAACAUUCAUGGGCUUUGUACUAAAGGAAUCGCACUCUCCACUGCUUCGUUUAUAGUACUGGACCACUUGUUCUUUUUAACCAGAUUGUUCUCAAGUUUGCCUUGUCUUUUUCCCUUGGGUGGAGAUCAUUGAGCAAUCCAAAGCACACCACAAUAUCUUCCUAUGUUGUGGCUGACCAGAUCAUUUGUGUUAAUAGGACAGGAGGACAGCGCAGUUUGGUUCCCAGCAUUGUCUUACCAAGGCUUGAUGGAAACAUCUAAAAACAAAGUCGUCUUCCUUUGAGCUUGAUUUAUUUUUGAGACGUGUAUCGGUAUGACGUUUAUGGACCAGUUGGCUUUGUGAUAGCUGGUCCUUGCUUGGUAUUACAGGCUGGUCAAAGGUGUGUUUGCUGGUAAACGAUUUUGAAGUUAAAUGUAUGUACAGACCUGUGUGCAAAAAACGGCUUGUCGUGAGCUUGUAGAUUUUUGGUACUGGAUCAUACAGCACUGGAUACAACUGACAACUGAUUACUUCUUCAGCUGAUCUUCUUAACAUGGGAGACAAUAACUGAAGCCCCAUUUUAGACUUUACACCUUAUUCUGUGUCGGAGUAGGUUGCAUAAAAAGAAAUCAGGCAUAGUUUUAACUUUUGUGUGAGGUCUUUCUUUUCAGAGUCCAGGGGGUAUACUAGAUGAUCCAGCUCCUCCUAGGUACAUGAAUGAGAACAUCAAGUAUAUAAAUGUGCUUGUUCCAUGCUGUAAAAUAUCUCAUGUGUUUAGGGUUAGACUUAUAGAAGUUGUUGGAUCGGGUCAAUCUUAAACCCUGGACAUUCGGUUCUGCAACUAAUUGAAUUGAAUGAUUUGACAAGAUGAGUUACCCAUCCAAGCAGGUACUUGGAUUCCUUAGAAAAAGUAUAUCUCCUAGCAACAGCCAGUCCAUGGUGUCAGCAGAGAAAAGCAGUACCCACUGGAUCAAGGUGCUUUGAAGCCCUGAGAAAUAUGUAAUCAAAUUUGAGUGUUAUGUUCAUACAAAUGUAUCUAUCAAAGCGACCUGUAGGUUCAGAACAUGUUCCCAAAACAAGAACACCAAAUCAGGAAUUAUUAUUAAGACAAUGUUGAAAGGGUUAGAUUUAAUUGAACAUCUCAGAAUUCCACUUUUUCACUCUACUGUCCUGGUGGUCUGGCAAAAAAAAAGAUUAUUAUGUGAAUAUUUUAUGGAGGGUUUUUUUUGGAAUAAAACUGCAUGCCUUAGGUUGGCUAGGUGGUUUUUCAGUGGUUUUCAGGUGGUUUUCCACAAACAUUUAAUGCCAUGUGAGGGUACUAUAGUAUUUUCUUAUAAGAAGAACCAUGAAUAAGUCGAUCGGUAGCUUAAAUACGUCCAUAGCAAGUCUUCUUACCAAAAACAUUUCCUUUUUCUUCUCAUCAACAAUAAGCCAUGUCUUCUGUUGUAUCCUUUUAACGCGCUGUUCUGUUUACAAAGGCUGUUAUGUCUUCUGGUUUUCUGCUCUGGUUUUUGAGGGAAAAAAUAUCAUAUUAUAUAUGAUGUGUUCCAUGAUGUGUAGGUUUGCAAACAGAUUUUUUUUUUAUUAUUUGUUCCUUCGAAACGAUAAAGUAAUUGAACAUCAAAUGAGGUACUUUUGAGUUUGCUAUAACUAUUACUAUAAUUUUCAGUAUAUAAUCGUCACCCAGCCAUACAGAGAACGAAAAACUGAAAAAUGUUUGUCCACCUUGUAAGCCAACAUGAUUGCUAUCUGAUUUCUCUGAAUUCCACUUAUCCCAAUUCCUUAUCAUGAAACUGAACCCUGUUAUCAGAACUUAUUCCAUUAGACUACUAAACGGUGAGCUUUUCUUCUCAGUACUUUUGGUACGCAUCUGGUCUGUUUGUUGCGACAGUGUAGAUUGUUAUUUCCCUAGGUUCAUCUAUUUUCAGGUUUUUAUAAAAGUUUCCUCCUACCAGGUUGCUCCCAAAGGGUCAUUUUUGUUUUUGCACUGCAGAUGAUGGACUUGCUAGGUCGCUUAGCCGUUUUGUUGUUGUUGGUUAAGUUAGCUGUUUAAACAAGCAACACUAGCUUUGGAAUCCUAUCUGCUACAACUUGUAGGCUAUGAUUUACAAUGUGUAUUUAAAGCAGUGUAAGUAUUUGCAUGUUAUGAUCUUAGGUGUGCUUGCGCAUCAUGUCGUGCCACUCCGUAGACCAUCAUGAGCGUAGAUCAGAAUGUCAUAACGCAAUAUCGUAUCCAGUCCAUAGGGGGAUUUAAAAAAAUGUAAUUAAAUAAAAUAUAAAUAUAUAUAUAUAAAAAAUCUCUGUGCCAAACUGAACAUUGCCUUAAUGAUGAGGAUUAUUUUUGUUAUACACAACAUUACUCCUUUAUUUUAUUGUAUUAGAGGCUGCCUCCUGCCUUUCUUUCUGUAAAACUAGAUGCUGUCAUGAGAACGUGUUCACAUUACCCACAAUGCAUAGCCAAUGUAGCAAUGUACAGGUGUCAGGAAUGCGAUCUAUGUAUGUGCUGUAGUAUGAGCGUCAUGAGACACUUCCAGACAAGUUCUUUGUGAUAUUAAAGUAUGUGGAUAACCAUUAGCGUUUUUGUCCGCUCUCUUUUCGUGUUGUUCAGCCUGAAAUACCUGAAAGGUUUUGGAUUUUCCCUUUGCUGUGUUGUUGCGCUCCUCAGAAUAAAUCAAGGUGAAGGCAACAGUAUACAGUUUAAAGCUUUUGAUUCUUUGUGAGGGACUGAUACAUGUGGUUAGAAGUGUAGUGAGAUUUGCUUUACAGUAUAACAUGUUCAUGUAUAACAAGGUCAACCUAAUCUGUCAAUCAAAUACAUGGUUAAUUAAAUGGA
Molecule: messenger RNA, 4944 nt
Organism: Silurus meridionalis
Lineage: Eukaryota; Metazoa; Chordata; Actinopteri; Siluriformes; Siluridae
Gene: ripk2
Product: receptor-interacting serine-threonine kinase 2
Exons: 12
Coding region: 315-2051 (578 amino acids)
Biological process (GO): regulation of apoptotic process; protein phosphorylation; positive regulation of canonical NF-kappaB signal transduction
Molecular function (GO): JUN kinase kinase kinase activity; ATP binding
Source: RefSeq, a predicted model, not a curated record